AUGGCUAAACUACUAUUGGCGCUGCUUGCCCUCGUCGCGGUUGCAUUAGCGACCGACGACUGCCCGGCAGUGUAUGGCGGCACUUGCAGCUCCGGACCGGCCAGCGGAGCCAAUGGUGAUGAGUGUGAUGUUGGUGAAUGCAGGCAUCUUGAUGAGGGCGGUUUCCUGUACGAAUGCUUCUGCUCCAACUGCGAUGCCGACACCAACACCUGCAAGACUACUGCAGCGCCCACAGCAGCUGCUGGUGCCACAACAAAGGCUGGCGCUACAGCGGCAACAACAAAAGCUGCUGCUGCGACGACGAAAGCUGUCGUGACAGUUAAGACCACCGCCAAAGCCGUUGCCACAACCAAGCGCCGAACUAGCUGCGGCACUGAUAAUGCGAACUGCGCCACGUGGGUCUCGAACGGCUUCUGCUCCUCCACCGGAUACACAGCCGCGCAGAAGUUCGAAUACUGCCCGAACUAUUGUGGACAGUGCGGAGUUACGACGAAAACAACCGCGAAAGUAACCGUCAAGCCCACGACCAAAAAAGUCACCGUGAAAGCAACCGUGAAGACCACGGCCAAGCCAACAACGGCGAAGGCUAAAGUGUGCCCCGCUGACAGCAAUGCAAACUGCGUGACGUGGGCUGCCAACGGUUUCUGCACCAACCCGGGCUACACUGCUGCUCAAAUCGCCUCCUAUUGCUCGACGACCUGCAAGACCUGC
Molecule: messenger RNA, 711 nt
Organism: Mesorhabditis spiculigera
Lineage: Eukaryota; Metazoa; Nematoda; Chromadorea; Rhabditida; Rhabditidae
Source: the annotation of a GenBank genome assembly